Messenger RNA from Apis mellifera (honey bee), 7247 nucleotides. Its product is annotated as zinc finger protein 853. NCBI's taxonomy places the organism in Eukaryota, Metazoa, Arthropoda, Insecta, Hymenoptera, Apidae. The record is from RefSeq and is a predicted model, not a curated record. Gene Ontology annotation, molecular function: DNA-binding transcription repressor activity, RNA polymerase II-specific. The transcript has 3 exons. Gene Ontology annotation, biological process: negative regulation of transcription by RNA polymerase II. The coding region runs from base 1657 to 3786 and encodes 709 amino acids.
UUUCUUUUUUCUCUUUCUUUUCCUUCUUUCGUUCCAUCGAGCGAAAAAAAGGAAUGGAGAAACGGGGUGGGAUUACAACGCGUUACACGUUCGCGAGAUAAAUCUGCGCUAGAAUAGAGGGGCACCGUUUUGGCGGGGACGUGAAUAUUUGAUAGGUUUGAAAGGGAAGAAGGAUUAAAUUGGCGUUUCAGAGGAACGAUCGUUUUAUGUAGAAAGAAACGAAGCGAGGAAGUGAGAGGUGUGGAAGAUCACGUUCUUCUGGUAUAAUGUAACAAUGUUCACCGACGAAUGGCCUGUUAAAUCUAGCAAAACCGCGAUUAUAGCAGAGCAACGAUCGUCCGUUUUUCUCUCCCUACCGAAAGCAACGAUUCAUUGCUUAAAUCUCUUUCCUUUUAAUAUUUAUUUCGUUUUGAUCAAAGAAAAUAUGUAUAUAUGAAUCUCUGUCUAGAAAAAAGAAAAGGCAUCUUUCAUCUUUUCGUACGAUCCGGUCAGGCAAUUUUACAAUUACGUAAAAUCAGAUCGAUCCUCCCCGAACAGGAGAUUCUCUGCUGGCGUACAUCAACCGCCAAGCAGCCGUAUCAGAAGACAUAUAUAACAAUCGAGCGUGAUGAACAGCGGCGUGAACUCGUUCCUUUCAUUUGCGCCUGGGGAAAAAAGCAACGUUUCACACGUACAUAUAUAUAUACGCGCACACGUGUAUGGAUACGGAGAAACAGAGAAAGGAAGGUUGCUCGCACGAUUCGAAUUAAUUGCAAUGGUUUCGUGGACGUUAAUAGCGGUCGAUUAGACGUUUGGAGAAUAAAAUAAAAUAAAAUACAAACGUUUGACGGCGAAACGUUUCUUCGUUGAAACAAAAUCUCUAUCCCUUGCGGGAUUUCGGAUUUUUUUCGGGGCAAGAUUUCGGGGAGCAAUACAAAUAGCGCGAGCUUGUGAGAGAAUUGAUUCCCGAUAAGCGUUUACUCGUCCCAUUCGCUCGAUCGCCUCAAUAACUAACCCGUUCGAGAACUCGCCUCUUUAAAAGGGCGUUCAAUCUCAGGUCCAUCUUUCCUUUCCACCGAAAAUCGCCGACAAAAAUCACGGAAUCCUUCGAUUCGGCGUUGUUGCAGCGACAAUUAACGCUCGCGGUCGGCCCCCUCCCCUCCUCUCCUAUGUGGACGCCGCCGUAUCCUUUCCCUCUCCCUCCCUGCUUUCCGAAGUUCAAUAACACUUGUCACCACCGUUCAAAUCCGUAUCGUCCGUCGAGCAACGAGCAACAAAAGCUGCUCGCGUGCUCGUCUUUCUCUCUUCGAUCGGGGGAGGGGGCGAGAGAGAGAGAGAGAAAGAGAAAUAAAAAGGAAGGAGGAGAAGGGUAAAGUAAAAAAACUUUGGAGGAGGAAAGAAGGAAGGAAGGAAGGAAAGAAAGAAAGAAAGAAAGAGAGCGUACGCGCAAGAAAGCGUGGCUCGAUAUUAAUAAACGGAGCGGAGCAGCGAAGAUAAUCCGUCGAUGCGUCAUCCUCGACGCAAAAACAAAAGGCGGGCUGAGAGAGGCGUGCGAGUAGUAUAUCCGCGUAUGGUAGAAAACGGGCUGCGUUAGCACGGCCGCCCCGUGCUGGAUAAACGAAAGAAUGGAAUAAAGAGCGAGAUACUGGCGCGCCCUACGUAUUAUACAAGGACAACAUGGAGAGACCCCAGGGGCAAUGGGGCCCCGGGCCGGGAUCUCUCCAGGACGGGGGGCUGUACCCGCAGCAACAGCAACAACAGCAACAGCAGGGCUCCUCCUCGUCCGGCAGCCCACAGCAGGCCUGUGGUCCCCCUGUCGAGGGAGAAAGCGGUCCCCCGCCUUCGUUGGCCUCUCCCGUGCCCUCACCGUACCCCUCGGCACCGCCUGAGCCUCAAGCCUUAACCCCACCCGACGACGAUAUACAAUCGAAUCAAGCCACCUCUCAACAGCAGCAGCAACAGCAGCAGCAGCAACAACAGCAGCAGCAGCAGACGCAGCAACAAGUGCAGCAGCAGCAGCAGCAGCAACAGCAGCAGCAACAACAGCAGCAGCAGCAGCAGCAAGUUCAACAGCAGCAACAGCAGCAACAGCAGCAACAACAGCAGCAGCAGCAACAGACGCAGCAACAGGACCACUCGCCCCAACAACAGUUAACCCCUCACGAGGUGGAUCGCGCGGAUUGUUUCCCAGGGGCGGGAGAGCUGCAGCAGUAUCCGCAGCACUACUUCAAGGAUGCCAGGCCGCAUCCGUCGCCGUCGGUGCCACCGCACAUGCUGACCCCGGGUGGUUUCUCCGCGUUGCACUAUCUGAAGCAGCCGGGCGUGAUGCUCACGUCCCUCGGGCAGGGGGACGGUGGACCCAGCCUGGACGCGCACCAAUACGCGAGCCCCGGGGCACCGAACAUGGCGACCGGGCUGCCGGACAUCGUCCAGCAGAGCGGCAAGUCUGGGAAAGGGGCGAACAGCGACCUACGUUUGUUCAAGUGUUUGACGUGCGGGAAAGAUUUUAAGCAGAAGUCGACGUUGUUGCAACACGAGCGGAUCCAUACGGACAGUCGGCCAUACGGGUGUCCAGAGUGCGGGAAGCGGUUCAGGCAACAAUCGCAUCUAACGCAGCACCUGCGCAUACACGCGAACGAGAAGCCGUAUGCUUGCGUGUACUGCGAGCGUACGUUCCGGCAGCGUGCCAUCCUCAACCAGCAUCUGCGCAUCCACUCGGGUGAGAAGCCAUACCAAUGUCCGGAGUGCGGAAAACACUUCCGUCAGAAGGCGAUCCUGAAUCAGCACGUCCGCACACACCAAGACGUGAGUCCGCAUCUAAUCUUCAAGAAUGGGAUGACGCCGACACUCUGGCCCCAGGACGUUCCGUUUCCGCAGGAGGAGGGGAAGGAGGAGGUGGGAUCGACGUUCGGCGACACGGACACGCAGUCGGGCGCGUUCAGCCCGGCGCCGGACGCCAACUCGAUCCAGUAUCCCGCCUACUUCAAGGACCCGAAGGGCGGGAAUCACGCGGUUUUCGGUGCGGGUGGCACGGGCAGCUUCGGCGCCCUCCAGUACAUCAAGCAGCAAGGCGGCAGCAAGAGCUGUCUGCCGGACGUGAUACAGCACGGCCGCUCCGCGGGCAUGCCGUUGUACGUUCGGUGCCCGAUCUGUCAGAAGGAGUUCAAGCAAAAGUCCACGUUGCUGCAGCACGGGUGCAUACACAUCGAGUCGCGGCCGUACCCUUGCCCCGAGUGCGGCAAGAGGUUCAGGCAACAGUCCCACUUGACCCAACACCUUCGCAUCCACACCAACGAGAAGCCGUACGGGUGCGUGUACUGCGGCCGUAACUUCCGCCAGCGCACCAUCUUGAAUCAGCAUCUGCGCAUCCACACGGGCGAGAAGCCGUACAAGUGUCAACAGUGCGGCAAGGAUUUCCGCCAGAAGGCGAUACUGGACCAGCACACGCGCACCCACCAGGGCGAUCGGCCCUUCUGCUGCCCCAUGCCCAACUGUAGGCGACGCUUCGCCACCGAGCCCGAGGUGAAGAAGCACAUCGACAACCACAUGAAUCCGCACGCGGCCAAGGUGCGCAGGAACUCGAGCAGCGACUCCAAGCCGCCCGGCACGCCGGCCGGUCUUGGCCCCGUCCCCGUCCCCAGGGGGUUGACGCCGACCGUGGUCAAGCCGGAGCUCUACUUCCCCCAAUGUUACGCGCCCGCGUUUAAUCACCAACCCCCGGUGUCGACGGCGCAGUUCCCGGCACAGGCGAACGGGGUGUCCGUCGCCGGCGAGUUCAAACCACCGACCGGCCUGCCGCCGCAGUGACUAACCGUCCAUCCUGCCGCCUACUAGCAAGCAGGAAUACCGCUGAGGUUUCAGCGAUGCUUCGGUCACGCGUUACAGAGCGACGCCGCCGCCGCCGCCGCCGCAGCAGCAGCAGCAGUGACCGCCGCAACGACGUCGUCCAGUGCCGCGACGCACCGAUGCACCCAGCCGAUCCAGCAACACUACCCGUGACAUUUAUCGUGCAUUUACUAGCCUCUUUCUUUUCGUUUCAAGGUUCGCUUCGUUUCCUCGUUCCAUUGGUCCGCUCAGCCUCGGAACGCGUCGCCAGCUAGUCAUCAGCUCGACGAUGAUCGACACACCGACUUGUAUAUAUAUAUAUGUAUAUAUACACGUUUUCGACCCGCCGUGUCUCUUUCUAUUCUAGUUCGAUUCGUCGUUGGGUGUUGUGUGCGCGUGUAUAUGCGAGUGUACGAGUGUGACAUGUUGACGCACGUCGAUCGCGUUUACUCUUAUUAGAUCGUGCGACCUCGUCCGACCAGUGUGGUCCGUUUCCACUCGUGCGGUCCUCGCCCCGACCCUCUCUCCGUCAACGCGACCCAAACGCAUUCGCGCGUUCGAGCUCGCCCAGAGAGAGAGAGAGAAACACCUCCUCCGCAAUUGCUCUUCGAUUUUUAAUCACCGAUCAUCGUCGUCUCGGCCGACGAGAGAAUACGCCACGUUCGUCCCUGUAUCUGUCAUUGAUUCCGUUCUGCGGACAGAGAGAUUCUGUUUUACGGAGAGAAUGAGAGAAAGAGAGAGAGAAAGCGAGAAUGAGAGAGAUUGAAAGAGAAGAGAAAGAGGGAAGUAGAAUGGAAAAUGGAAAUACAAGGGAAAUACGUGGCAAGUGACACGCGCCAAGUCACGAACGGAGCGAGCUACGCGAUUGCAAAUAGGUUUCGGGAGAGAAAGAGGUCGGUGGUUGCGGAAAGACGGGGGAGUCGUUGUGUCGUUCACCGUCGAGCUGAUCGCUGGCGCCAGAAAAAUGGUGACUCAACCAACGAAGAAUCUCGUCUAUUCCCCCAUACGUAUUUUUUAUAUAUUAAUGAAUUAACGACGUACCUUCUCGCGUUUUUUUCGUGGAUGAAGCGAAUAGCUCGAGAGAGUUCGGUGGUUCCGCGCGCGCAAGGCAGGCAGGCCGUCCGAGGUGUCGUUCGUCACACACCGCUCACACACACACAUACACAUACGUACAUACAUACGCAUACAGAAACACGCGUAUACACACACACGAGUAUACAUAAGAGUGCGCACAUACGGAUCAGUCACACACGAUACACGAUACGAAGAAUACAUGCACACGUACGUCGUAGUGACAAACUCGUAUAUAUAUAUAUAUAUAUUCGGGAUAUGUGUUUCGUCAAAAAAAAGGAAGGAGAAAAAAAAAACGUGCUCGUACACACGGGUUCGAAGAUGUUCGAUUCGACGACCAGAUUAGAAGCAAAAACGUAACAAAAUAAAAUAAAACAAAAUAAAAUAAAAUAGAAUAAAACGAAACAAAACAAAAAAGAAAAAACAAAAAACAAAAAAAAAAUUGAUAACGAUUGUGAUACGAUAUCUAACUUGCCUAUGUUUAAAUGAAACAAAAGAUGGAGAAAGGAGGAGGAACAAAAAAAAAAAAAAGAAAGAGAAAGAAAAAGGGGGAAAAGAAGAAAGAGAAAAAGAGAAAGAGAUAUACGUGAUGGGAGGAAGAUACGUUGCCUCGAGAGGGAGGUGAAUACACGACCACGAGAAGAAUGCCUGUAAAUAUGUAAAGCCGUUCACUCCGACGAACAAACAAAACCGAGUGGAGGAGAAAGAAAAAAAAAAAAAAUGUUGAAAUGGCGCGAAAAAGAGCGAGCAAGAGAGUGCGUGUUUGGUCGCAUGGAUACUGCGUGGAUGCUGCGUGGAUUCUCGUGUGUGAAUGAGAAAAUGGAAACAGAGAGAGAGCGAGAGCGAGAGAGGGAGAGAGAGAGAGAGAGAGAGAGAGUUGGGAGUGCGCGCGUGCAGAAUCGAGGGUGAAACGAAGAGAGACGAAGGGUAUAGGAGUGGGUAAAAUCGCUGAAGGAUACGAGAGAGAUCGGAGGGGGGAAAAAAAAUGAAAUGAAGAAGAAAGAAGAUGCGGGAGACGAAGAUAUGAGAGAGAGAGAGAGAGAGAGGGGAGAAGAAAGCAGAAGAUAGAAGCAUGGAUGUAAAAGAAGGGUGAGAGAAAAAUGUGUGCGUGUAUGUAUGUGUGUGUAUGAGAGAGAGAGCGAGGGCGAGCGUAAGAGAGGGAAAGAGAAGAAGAGAGAUUAGGUAGGAUUUACGAGGACGGCGUAUCCCCCCAGAGUGCUGAGCCAUAGCUUUUCGGGGUACGGCAAGUUGACGAUGACGAUAGUUGCGCGAGGGGAGGGGUACGACUCUUGUAUACUAUAGUAAUAUUUGAAUGUAUAUUUAUACGACAGGUUAUAUUAUUCUAUUAACUAUAAUGAUGAUAUUUUGAAUCGGUUUUAAAAUCAGAUUGGUGCUGAACGUAACACUAGGUAAGCGACACAAAGCAAAACGAGAAAAAAAAAAAAAACGAAAGAGGAGGGAACGUGGAAGAAGGCUGAGACACCGUAGAGUAGCGUAAGUAGGGUAGUCGAUAGAGUAGAGCUCGAAAGGGGAGUAUAAGCCGUGGGUAAAAAAAAAAAAGAGGAAAAAAAAGACUUUCGAAGGACCCUCGUCAAGUCCGCUCAUCCGGAACUUAAUAAUAAUAAUAAUAUUAAUAAUAAUACUAAUAAUAAUAAUAGUAAUAAUAAUAAUUAUAAUUAUAAUAAUUUACGCAAUUAUCAUCACAUCAACCGGUGAACAGAAGCAAAAAAACGAAAGCAGAGAAAGAAGGAGAAGAAGAAGAAGGAGAGGAAGAAGAAGGAGAAAAAAGAUUGAAGCAAAACAGGAAUAAACGUUUCGUGGCAAUACUUAAAAAAAUACGAUACGAUACGAAAAAUGGGGAAGAAAGAGAUACAUAACACGAACACAAAAGAACACACACAAAAUAUUGAAAAAAAAUUUCAACGUACUAGAGAAUAGUCUUUUAAAUUUCUAUAUUAAGACGUGUGAUCUCUCUAAUUAUUGUACAUUAUAUAUAUAUUAUAUAUAUUAUAUAUAUAUAUAUAUAUUAUAAUGAUCUAUACCUAUAUAGAUGACGAGAUGCAUAAGUAUAUGAUUACGAUUAUACGUAUAUUAGGCGUUCUACAGUUAGUCUUUUAUCAUUUAGACACAGAGAUGAUCUGAAGAUGAAUAAUUGUGCGGCCAUAUUCUCUGUGGCCUGUUUGUAGUGCCUCGGAAUUGCUGCUCGCGGCAGUGAUUUGACCGUAUUUUAGGAUGGUAUAUUAAUAAUUAUAUUGAGAAACUGCAAUUAUCGAUACUCUGAUACAGUACUAAAAGGCGGGAAAGGAAAAGAAAGAAAAAGUGGGACUGAGAGGAAAGAGGAGGAAGAAAAAGAGAGGAGGAGGAGAAAAAAA